Molecule: messenger RNA, 537 nt
Organism: Diuraphis noxia (Russian wheat aphid)
Lineage: Eukaryota; Metazoa; Arthropoda; Insecta; Hemiptera; Aphididae
Gene: ND-PDSW
Product: NADH dehydrogenase (ubiquinone) PDSW subunit
Cellular component (GO): respiratory chain complex I
Source: RefSeq, a predicted model, not a curated record
AUGGYGACUCAAAACAUAACAAAUACACAUUACUUACAUAUUAAAACAUGUAAUUUUAAAUUUUACAGACUGGUAGAUAGCAAUAUUCUAUCUAUUUUAAGACAGAGGUAUGAAGAUUGUCGUAUUUAUGAAGCACCAGAUGGCAUGAGGAAAUGCAAACCAUUGUCAGACAUUUACCAAAAAGCAGAAGAAAAUUACUCAAUCAAAUAUGGUGAUUUGGGAGUUGCCGUCACUGCUGAAAGAUGCUAUGCAAAACAACUGAAUCGCAUGUUAUGGGAGAGACGCCAUGGACCCGUUGGUACUGGAAUGAAAAAAGAUAGCUUGUAAUUUAUGAUUUUUAACACUCAGUAUAUAAUUAUACAAGUGUAUAAAAUUAGAAACAAAACUCAGUCAGAAAUUUAGAGAAUAAAAUUAUAUUCUGAAAUGUUCAAUAUAAAAAUGUAUCUUAUGUUUUUUUUAAAUACAUGUACUUUGUACGAAUUGUUACAGUUAAUUAUUAAGCAUGUGCAAAUACAAAUAUUGAGCCUUAGUUUCUAA